This is a messenger RNA of Pedinophyceae sp. YPF-701, 381 nucleotides long. The record is from the annotation of a GenBank genome assembly. Lineage: Eukaryota; Viridiplantae; Chlorophyta; Pedinophyceae.
AUGGGAAGAUGGUCGAACUUCGUGGAGAGCGGCGCCCGGCCCGGUGACGAGGACGCGGAGUACCGGCCGACCCGGAAGCUGCGCGAACAGCGCAAGGACGCCGGCGGAGGGUCACACGCGCUGAAUGGGCGCGAGAUCGGCGCGAUCCUGGCGCUGAGCGGGGCGGUUGCCGCGGGGUGGGCGGCGCGCAGGACGUGGCCGAAGGUCGGCGCGUGGUUCGGGUCCAGGCGGGACGCGAAGCAGACGCCGGCGCAGAUGGCCGCGGCGGCCGCGGAGAGGCGCGCGGCGGGGGAGGCCACCCCGGCUCCCCCCGCAAGCGGCGACGGGUCGUCAAAGAAGAAGAAGAGCCGAAACAAGAAGAAGAGCGGCAAGAAGCGGUGA